Camelina sativa (false flax) is the source of this 1565-nucleotide messenger RNA. RefSeq names its product rubisco accumulation factor 1.2, chloroplastic. Gene Ontology annotation, cellular component: chloroplast. The record is from RefSeq and is a predicted model, not a curated record. Lineage: Eukaryota; Viridiplantae; Streptophyta; Magnoliopsida; Brassicales; Brassicaceae.
AGUCACAAUCGUUCGAGAUAAGACUACGUUACCACCAUCUUCGUCUUCACACUCUGCAACACCUCUCAACUCAACUCAACUCACCUUACCAUGUUUUGUCUCAAAUCCUCAAUCUCAUCCUCGCCUUUCACACAAUCCACUACUCAUGGAUUAUUCACUAACUCGAAUACCCGACCCGUUACUCCAUUACCACGUACGGUUUCCUUUACCGUAACCGCUUCAAUGAUACCCAGAAAAGGCUCAGCCAACAUGAUUCCCAAAAACCCUCCGGCAAAGCGACAGCUUUACCAACCAUUCCGACCACCGUCAUCUCCGAUUCCACCUCAAUUCCGUUCACUCGAUUCCGCCGGUAAAAUCGAAAUCCUCUCCGGUCGAUUAGCUCUCUGGUUCGAAUACGCACCACUCAUCUCUUCCCUCUACUCCGAUGGCUUAACUCCUCCCAACAUCGAAGAGCUCACAGGUAUCACAAGCAUCGAACAGAACCGUCUUAUCGUCGGCGCUAAAGUUCGUGACUCGAUUCUUCAAUCUCUCCAUGAGCCGGAGCUCAUCGCCGCGUUCGACACCGGCGGUGCAGAGCUUCUCUACGAGAUUCGUCUCCUCAGCAAUACGCAGCGUGUUGCGGCGGCCACGUUCAUCAUCGAUCGCAAUAUUGAUUCCAAAGGCGCGCAAGAUUUGGCGCGAGCCAUUAAGGAUUACCCUAGCCGACGCGGAGACGUUGGUUGGUUGGAUUUUGAUUACAAUUUACCAGGAGAUUGUCUCGCCUUCUUGUAUUACAGGCAGAGCAGAGAGAACAAGAACCCAUCGGAACAGAGGACCUCAAUGCUUCUACAAGCAUUGGAUGUUGCACAAUCCGAAAAGGCCAAGAACAAGUUAAACAAGGAUCUUUACGGAGAGAAGGAUGAAGAUAAGGAGAAGGAGAAGAAAGAGGAAGUCAUAGCUGUUCGGGUUCCGGUGGUGAGGCUCAAGUUUGGAGAAGUAGCAGGAGCGAGCUCGGUGAUAGUUUUGCCCGUUUGUAAAGCAUCGGAAGGGGAAAAGAAGAUUCUUGAAGCUCCAAUGGAGAUCAUAGCCGGAGGAGAUUUCAAGGUGGUUGAGGCGGAGAAAGGAUGGAGAAGAUGGGUUGUGCUUCCUGCUUGGAACCCAGUGGCAGCCAUUGGGAAAGGCGGUGUAGCGGUUUCUUUCAGGGAUGAUAGAAAAGUUUUGCCUUGGGACGGAAAAGAGGAGCCUUUACUGGUUGUCACCGAUAGGGAGAGGAACACGGUGGAGGCUGAUGACGGGUAUUACCUCGUGGUAGCUGAGAACGGACUGAAGCUAGAGAAAGGAUCAGAGCUGAAGGCGAGAGAUGUGAAGAAGAGUUUAGGGAUGGUUUUGUUGGUGGUGAGGCCGCCAAGAGAAGAUGACGAUGAUUGGCAGACGAGUCAUGAAAACUGGGACUGAUAUACAGAAUCAAUACCCAUAUAUCCUGUAAUAGAUUACUGAGUUAUAUAAUCAUGUAAAAUUUUUGGAUAAAGUUGGAAACUUUUUGUUCUAAGACACAAUCAGAAAACAGAGCAAGAUUUUCUCUAUUU